AUGUCUAGAGAAGACAUAGAAAGAGGCGUAGGAGGAGGAGGAGGAGGAGGAGUUAAGAGCAGAGGAAACAGCAGCAACAACAACGGCAACAGCAACAGUUACUUGUCAACUUCAACAUAUGUGAUAGAAGAUACAGAAGCUCAUUACUGGACAUCAUGGCUUGUACCUAUGUUUGUGGUGGCAAAUGUUGCUGUCUUCAUUGUUGUGAUGUACAUCAAUAAUUGUCCUAAACAUUUACAUACAAGAAUCGAGGGGAAGUGUUUUGCAAGGUUUCUUGGGAGGUUUUCUUUCGAGCCUUUGAAAGAUAAUCCCCUUUUUGGUCCCUCUUCUGCUACAUUGGAGAAGUUGGGAGCUCUUGAGUGGACUAAGAUUGUACAUAAGCACCAAGGAUGGAGGCUUAUCACUUGUAUCUGGUUGCAUGCUGGUGUUAUUCAUCUUGUGGCAAACAUGCUGAGUCUGGUCUUCAUUGGAAUUCGUCUCGAGCAGCAAUUCGGGUUUGUUCGCAUUGGAGUUAUUUACCUGCUGUCAGGAUUCGGUGGUAGUGUGCUUUCCUCUCUAUUUAUUAGAAACAACAUCUCUGUUGGCGCCUCGGGGGCCCUUUUCGGGCUUCUUGGAGCAAUGCUUUCAGAACUAAUUACAAACUGGAGCAUCUAUACCAACAAGGCUGCAGCUCUGAUCACGCUUAUGGUCAUCAUAGCCAUUAACCUUGCAAUAGGAAUUCUGCCACAUGUUGAUAACUUUGCCCAUAUUGGUGGAUUUCUAUCAGGAUUCCUCCUAGGCUUUGUUCUGCUACCCCGUCCUCAAUAUAGUUGGCUAGAGCGUCGAAAUCUUCCCUCCGGUGCUGGUCUCAAAUCUAAGUACAAGGUUUACCAAUAUGCUCUAUGGCUGGUUUCUGUGGCUCUGCUGAUUGUAGGAUUCACAGUUGCAUUGGUGAUGUUGUUCAAGGGAAAGAAUGGAAAUGAUCAUUGCCAUUGGUGUCACUACCUCAGCUGUCUACUUCUAGAGGGUGGUCCAAAUCAAGUUUUUCUAAAAAUGGAGGUCCAAAAAGGAUUGAAUGGAUGGCUUAUUUUGCUAUUUCUAUCAUGGGCCCUGGCAGUGGCGGCCGAUGUGGACUGCACCACCGUGACAGGGUUCCUCACGGCUUGCUCCACCUUCAUCAAUUAUGGUACACCAGACCCACUUCCAGGUUCACCAUGUUGUGAUUCCAUGAUGAGCUUGGAUGUGAUUGGUGAAUCUGGGAAUAAUAAGAGGUCUAUUUGUCAAUGCUUAAUGGGCCUCAUUACUACCUAUAGUUCUAAUUCUACAGCUAUUGCUACUUUGCCAGGCUUUUGUGGAGUAAAUCUGGGCUUUGUUCUUGAUCCAAAUACAGAUUGCUCCUUGUAA
Molecule: messenger RNA, 1383 nt
Organism: Dovyalis caffra
Lineage: Eukaryota; Viridiplantae; Streptophyta; Magnoliopsida; Malpighiales; Salicaceae
Source: the annotation of a GenBank genome assembly